Molecule: messenger RNA, 6763 nt
Organism: Rhineura floridana
Lineage: Eukaryota; Metazoa; Chordata; Lepidosauria; Squamata; Rhineuridae
Exons: 5
Coding region: 2327-3382 (351 amino acids)
Source: RefSeq, a predicted model, not a curated record
GCAUGUGCUUGGAUAAGCCCCCCUGAAAGCGGAAUGGCAAUUCUUCACCGACGGGACGCCAUUAGGCAGCCACAAAUCCACGUGCCUAGAAAGGCUGCCGCAGCAUCUGUUCCUCCUGUGGUGAGCUCCAACGGGCGCGGGCGGGCAGGCUAGGCAGCUCCCUCCCUGCGAUCCACAGCAAGAAGGCCAUCCAGCCACGUUCUACGUAGGGGAGGAAGAACACAUCUACCAGGAAAGUCUCUCCUGCCCAAGGUGAACUGCAGCCAAGAGGAGUAAAGAGAAAGGAAAGGAGAGGGACAGAGAGACAGGGAAAGCCAAUUCAGGAAACAGAGGAUGGAACAGCAAGGUCUUGUCUCUCAUGAUGUUGGAGGUCAGGAACGUUGCAGUGGAGCCCGAGGUCCCAGCUGGCGUUCCUGCGAGGUAUUAGAUUUGUUGGACAUUUGGGGGGAAUCCAAAGUACAAGGACAACUUAGAAGUAGCCACCGUAAUAUUGAUACCUUUGAAAAUAUCGCAAAGCACAUGGCGAGCAGAGGACACUUCCGGACAGCUCUGGAGUGCAGAAACAAGACCAAGGUAAUGAGAGGGGAGUAUCGCAGGGUCAUCGCCCACAAUUCAAAAUCGGGAAACAAUAGAACCACGUGUCCAUACUAUAAUCAGUUGCACCGAAUUCUUAGAGGGGAUGCUAGUGUGACGCCACUUCGAGUGUCGCGGAAUCUUCAUGUUCGUAGACAUAAUGAUGCUCUGCUGCUGGCAUCUUCAGUCAAGAAUUUAACUACAUCGACAACUUCCCCUACAGCAGUCCAUGCGGAUUCGUCUCGGCUACAUGACCACACAACAGUGAAUUUAAGCGACCUCAGUGACUGUGCUCUCUCGUGGAGAGAAACCAUUUGCAAUGAAGAGGCUGGAGAUGUGCAUAGAGAUGAAGAUAUCUGCGUACAGCAAGCAGAAGGUUUGGAACCGGAUGUACCUGAACUUAAACAUGAGGAUGCAGAAGAUGCACGUGGAAAUGUUGACCCAGAAGUGCACAACCAGACAGCGACCUUGUCACCGGCAGUUCGUCUUGCAGCACUGAGACGAAAGAAGCCCAAAGGAACACGUACGGAAACACUGCUCUUGUCAAUACUGGAAGCGGCAAAAGAGGACGCUUGUAGGAGAGAGAGAGCAGCAGCAACUGAACAUGAGCAGUUCAUGUUGCUAAUGAGAGAAAAUAAUGACCUUUUUCGUCAGAGCCUUGCCAAUAUGGACGAGCGUGCUGCACAGAACAUGCGGGACAGAAACAAGUACUUGAACACAAUGAAUGGAAUAGUCUCAGCUGUUACUGCCAUUGUGUCUAAUCUCGAAACAUUGACCUGCACUUUGCAGGAAUAAACCAAUGCUGCUGCAAGCGGUGGCAAUGUAAGUGGGAUUGGUAGGAGAAGCAGAACAGAAACCAUCAGUGUGCCACUGCAGCAGCUUCCAACAACAUCCUCUACCUGUGACAGUAAUUUAAGUAGGAAGAGAAAAAGACCACCUUUGCCGACAGGAAAGGAAAACAAGGGACACACCAAAAAACCACAAAGAUCUGGAGUUUGCCCUUCUUUGCAGGCAAACACCCCAAAACCACAAUUUGUUGUGCAUUACUGAAACCUGGUUAAAUGAGGCGGGCGGAGUAAACCUGAUUAACCUUUGCCCACCUGGUUUCUUGGCUUUACAUCAACCCAGACUUGGGGAUCCUGGAGGUGGAGUAGCAAUAAUAUAUAGAGAGACCAUAUCUCUGACUAGAAUACCGCUACCACCCCUGCUUGGAUUUGAAGCCCUUAGUUUAAAGUCUGGUGGUCAGAAUGGCUUAGUAAUUUUAUUGAUUUACCGCUCUCCAUGUUGCCCUAUGACCGCCUUGCAGGAGCUGUUUAAUUUGAUAUUAGAACUAAUGCUGGUGUCCCCUAAACUGUUAGUAUUGGGAGACUUUAACAUUCAUGUUAAUUCCUCUUUAUAUGGUGCGGCCCGUGAUUUUGUGAUGACUAUGACCACUUUGGGACUAUCUCAAUUAAUUAAUGGACCCACACAUAGAGCUGGUCAUACUCUUGAUCUGGUUUUCUAUACUGGCUCUGAUAAAGAGAACUCGGCAAUUAGUGACCUAUUUAUUCGUCCAUUACUUUGGACAGAACACUAUUUGAUUAAAUUCAAAAUACCACCAUUACAUAUUCCUGUGAAAGGAAAGAAUCCUUUAGAAAUGAUCCGCCCAAAAAGACUAUUAAAUCCAACUGUUUUCUUAUCUACUGUUGAAAAAUUUUCUGUUCCCUGAACCAGUAACUUUAUUGUCGAUUUAGUCGACGCUUGGAAUAACACAAUGUCUAGGACUAUAGAUGCUAUUGCCCCUCUACGUCCACUUACUCAUUCUCGUUCUAAAGUUGCCCCAUGGUUUUCUAAAGAGUUGGCAGAUAUGAAAAGGAUUUAUAGGGGCUUAGAGCAUCGUUGGCUAAAGACACGGAGCCUUUUUGACCAACGUCAGGCUAGGAACUUUUUGAAGCAUUAUAUGACAUCUAGACUUACGGCACAAAGAGCUUUUUUCUCGGCUGCCAUUUUGUCUGCCGACAACCGUCCAAAGGAACUCUUCCGAGUGGUUAAGAGUCUGCUUAACCAAGACCAACAUAAGCCGAACCUUGAUCAUUCUGCUUCUCGUUGCCAAGAACUAGCCACAUAUUUUAGUACGAAAAUUGCCCAGAUUCGUUCUAACCUUGACUCUAAUAACAUUAUAUCUGAUAUUAUGACCCCCACCAUUGUGAUUGAUUGUUCUCCUACUUUAGACUCUUUUCAGCUUGUCCAUCCUGCUGAUAUAGAUAAUCUUCUGGAAGGGAUGAGACCCACCACGUGUCCAUUAGAUCCUUGUCCCUCCUGGAUUAUAGAACAGUCCAGGAUGGGACUUGCAAAUCAGAUCUGUGAGGUGAUUAAUGCCUCCCUCCAGCAAGGCCAUCUCCCAGGAAGCCUAAAGGAAGCAAUUAUUAUUCCCCUAUUAAAAAAGCCUUCCUUGAACCCCUCCUGUUUAAACAAUUUUCAUCCUGUGUCUAAUCUGCCUUUUUUAAGUAAAAUUAUUGAGAGAGUUGUGGCCUCUCAGCUCCAGAGUUUUUUGGAGCUAACAGAUUACUAUGACUCAUUCCAGUCUGGUUUUAGGCCGGGCAAUGGUACUGAGACUGUACUGGUGGCCUUAGUGGAUGAUCUCCGGAAGGAGUUGGACAGGGGAAGGAUGUCUCUGUUGGUCCUUCUGGAUCUUUCAGCAGCGUUUGACAUGAUUGACCAUGACAUUCUCCUGGGCCGCCUCUCUGAGAUGGGCUUACGGGGCACUUUUUCAGUGGCUCUGCUCUUUCUUGGAGGGCAGAUCACAGAGAGUACGGUUUGGGGAUUUUAGUUCUGAUCCCUGGCCGUUGUCAUGCGGAGUGCCACAAGGCUCGGUGCUUUCACCGAUGCUAUUUAAUAUUUAUAUGAAGCCGCUAGGUGAGAUCAUCCGGAGUUUUGGAAUUCGGUUUCACCAAUAUGCUGAUGACACCCAGCUUUAUUUUUCCUUCCCUCCGGAUAUGAGAGAUGCUAUUCUCCCCUUAAAUAAAUGUCUAACAGCAAUUAAGAUCUGGAUGAUGCAGAACAAACUGAAAUAGAACCCAGAUAAAACAGAGGUGCUGGUGGUUGGGGACCGAACCAAGUUGGAAACAGGGAAUGUACCGUCAUUUGAUGGAACUUUACUCCCUUUAGACCCAGGUUCGGAGUCUGGGUGUCCUUCUGGAUUCAGCCUUGACCUUGGAGGCCCAUGUUUUACCAACGUCCAGAAGCGCUUUGGCCCGCCUAAAACUCGUUCGCCAACUGCGCCCUUUUCUGGAGCUCUCUGACCUAACCACGGUUACUUACGCCUUGGUUACGUCUAAGUUAGACUAUUGUAAUUCACUUUACACAGGACUUCCUCUUAAAACACUUCAUCAACUGAAAUUAGUCCAAAGAGCAGCUGCCAGGAUGUUAACAGGAGCGAGUUGGCGAGCCCACACUACCCCACUCCUAAAACAACUACACUGGCUUCCAAUUUCUUAUCGAAUUCAGUUUAAAAUUUUGAUGUUAACAUUUAGAGCGUUAUCUGGCUCAGGCCCUAGUUACCUAUCAAAUCGUAUCUCAUUUUAUGAACCUACUCGUCCCCUAAGAUCUUCAUCACACCCUGACCUUAAUAUUCCUUCCUUUUCUCAAAUUCAUCGGACUGGCAUUAGGAAUAAAUCUUUUUUGGUGGUAGCUCCAACUCUUUGGAACUCUCUUCCGCAGGAAAUUCAUUUUUCCCCGUCUUUGAUUAGUUUUCGUCAUCAAGUUAAGACCUUUUUAUUUCGGUUAGCUUUUGAAGUAUAAUGUGAGAGAUAAUUGUUUUUAUUGUAUAUUGUAUAAUUUGUCUAUAUAUUAUAUUAUUGUUUUGCCGCUUAGAAUUCUUUGGAACUGAAGUGGGAUAUAAACUUUUUAAAUAAAUAAAUAAAGUUCCCAGUUGUCCCCUUCUUCUCAGGACCUCAUAUCGUCCAGUGCUGAGUCUGAUGAUGAGACAGUAAUUGAUGCGGAGAGUUCAUCAUCAGUUGCACAGAUUAGGCCACCACCAAGUCCCAUUGCUGGAAUUGUUAACCCACAGAGCUCGGAAGUGUGUCUGUCCCAGUUCGGUGUCCCCUCAAUCAAGCCACUAAUGUCCACCCCACAAAUAUCUCGCCAUGCAAGAUGUGUCAGAAAGCCACAACCCUAUAGCCCCUAGGGGUAUGUUUGUACAUGCUUAACCCAAGGAUAAAUAAUGUUUCAUGGCUUUCACGGUUGCAAAAUGACUAUAUUGGCACACAACAAUCUAUAGAAAGAAGGGGUGCAUGCAUGUGCUCAUAAUUGGAGUUGGGUUGUUAAUGCAGUGUAAAAUGUGGCCUCCAUUACUUUUAUCCUCUUGUCGAUUGCUGUAAUGCAAAUGUUCCCAAUUUCUUUCACGACAACUUCGAGCGAGUUGAGACGUACCUCAAAGCUCUGUGCUGUGAAAGCAAUGGCAUACUCAGGUGCAAUGCUUAACAUUUGUUAAGGUUGUUUGGUUGUUUCUGCACAUAAGAACAUAAGAAGAGCCUGCUGGAUCAGGCCAGUGGCCCAUCUAGUCCAGCAUCCUGUUCUCACAGUGGCCAACCAGGUGCCUGGGGGAAGCCCGCAAGCAGGACCUGAGUGCAAGCCUCCUGAGGCUUCCGGCAACUGGUUUUCAGAAGCAUGCUGCCUCUGACUAGGGUGGCAGAGCACAGCCAUCAUGGCUAGUAGCCAUUGAUAGCCCUGUCCUCCAUGAAUUUGUCUAAUCUUCUUUUAAAGCCGUCCAAGCUGGUGGCCAUUACUGCAUCUUGUGGGAGCAAAUUCCAUAGUUUAACUAUGCGCUGAGUAAAGAAGUACUUCCUUUUGUCUGUCCUGAAUCUUCCAACGUUCAGCUUCUUUGAAUGUCCACGAGUUCUAGUAUUAUGAGGGAGAAGAACUUUUCUCUAUCCACUUUCUCAAUGCCAUGCAUAAUUUUAUACACUUCUAUCAUGUCUCCUCUGACCCGCCUUUUCUCUAAACUAAAAAGCCCCAAAUGCUGCAACCUUUCCUCGUAAGGGAGUCGCUCCAUCCCCUUGAUCAUUCUGGUUGCCCUCUUCUGAACCUUUUCCAACUCUAUAAUAUCCUUUUUGAGAUGAGGCAACCAGAACUGUACACAGUAUUCCAAAUGCGGCCGCACCAUAGAUUUAUACAACGGCAUUAUGAUAUCGGCUGUUUUAUUUUCAAUACCUUUCCUAAUUAUUGCUAGCAUGGAAUUUGACUUUUUCACAGCUGCCGCACACUGGGUCGACAUUUUCAUUGUGCUGUCCACUACAACCCCGAGGUCUCUCUCCUGGUCGGUCACCGCCAGUUCAGACCCCAUGAGCGUAUAUGUGAAAUUCAGAUUUUUUUGCUCCAAUAUGCAUAAUUUUACACUUGUUUAUAUUGAAUUGCAUUUGCCAUUUUUCCGCCCAUUCACUCAGUUUGGAGAGAUCUUUUUGGAGCUCUUCACAAUCCCUUUUUGUUUUAACAACCCUGAACAAUUUAGUGUCGUCAGCAAACUUGGCCACUUCACUGCUCACUCCUAAUUCUAGGUCAUUAAUGAACAAGUUGAAAAGUACAGGUCCCAAUACCGAUUCUUGAGGGACUCCACUUUCUACAGCCCUCCAUUGGGAGAACUGUCCGUUUAUUCCUACUCUCUGCUUUCUGCUUCUUAACCAAUUCCUUAUCCACAAGAGGACCUCUCCUCUUAUUCCAUGACUGCUAAGCUUCCUCAGAAGUCUUUGGUGAGGUACCUUGUCAAACGCUUUUUGAAAGUCUAAGUACACUAUGUCCACUGGAUCACCUCUCUAUAUGCUUGUUGACACUCUCAAAGAAUUCUAAUAGGUUACUGAGACAGGACUUUCCCUUGCAGAAGCCAUGCUGGCUCUGCUUCAGCAAGGCUUGUUCUUCUAUGUGCUUAGUUAAUCUAGCUUUAAUCAUACUUUCUACCAGUUUUCCAGGGACAUAAGUUAAGCUAACUGGCCUGUAAUUUCCGGGAUCCCCUCUGGAUCCCUUUUUGAAGAUUGGCGUUACAUUUGCCACUUUCCAGUUCUCAGGCACGGAGCAGGACCCGAGGGACAAGUUACAUAUUUUAGUUAGCAGAUCAGCAAUUUCACCUUUGAGUUCUUUGAGAACUCUCGGGUGGAUGCCAUCCGGGCCCGGUGAUUUCUCAGUUUUUAUAUUGUCCAUUAAGCCUAGAACUUCCUCU